Gekko japonicus is the source of this 1223-nucleotide messenger RNA. It is a transcript of the gene DHRSX, whose product is annotated as dehydrogenase/reductase (SDR family) X-linked. The transcript is spliced from 7 exons. NCBI's taxonomy places the organism in Eukaryota, Metazoa, Chordata, Lepidosauria, Squamata, Gekkonidae. The coding region runs from base 24 to 1019 and encodes 331 amino acids. The record is from RefSeq and is a predicted model, not a curated record. Gene Ontology annotation, molecular function: oxidoreductase activity.
AGCCACAGCGUCGCGAGGCAGCCAUGUCGCUAUUGUCUCCGCUCCUGCCCGCCCUGCGAGUCUAUUAUAUCGCCAUCCGCGUCGUGCUGCAUCAGCUGCUCCGCCGCCUCCGCCCGGGCUGCCCUUUCAAGCCAGUUUAUCCUCAGCAAAAUGGGAAUGUUGCCAUAGUGACUGGAGGCGCUAAAGGAAUUGGUUACCAUACUGUGAAGUAUCUGGUGAGACUCGGCAUGCACGUUAUAAUAGCUGGAAACAGUGAAAGUGAAGGCCAAGAAACUGUGAUGAAAAUAAAAGAAGAAACUUUGAAUGCAAAAGUGGAGUUUUUAUACUGUGAUUUGGCUUCCAUGAAGUCCAUACGUCAGUUUGUUCACACAUUUAAAGCGAAAAAUUGCCCUCUCCAUGUCCUAAUUAAUAAUGCUGCAGUGAUGCUGGUGCCUGAAAGGAAAACGGAGGAUGGGUUUGAAGAGCACUUUGGCAUAAACUAUUUGGGACACUUCUUGUUGACUAAUCUUCUCUUGGAAACACUGAAGCAGUCAGGAACCCACAACCACAAUGCUAGAAUUGUCACUCUCUCAUCAGCCACCCAUUAUGUAGGCGAAUUGCGUCUUAAUGACCUACAAAGCAGUUGCUUGUAUUCACCUCAUGGAGCCUACGCUCAAAGCAAACUUGCCCUUGUAUUGUUCAGCUAUUGGCUGCAUCAUCUCCUGACAGUGGAAAGGAGCCAUGUGACUGCUAAUGUUGUAGAUCCUGGAGUAGUGAAUACCGACCUGUAUCGGCAUAUCAGUUGGCCGGCAAAAUUGGUGAAGUGGAUGACGGGCUGGCUCCUUCUGAAGACACCAGAAGAGGGUGCAUCCACGUCAAUCUAUGCAGCAGUUUCACCAGAGCUGGAAGGAGUUGGCAGCUGCUAUCUCUAUAACGAGCAAAGGACAAAAUCUCUUGAUCUCUCCUAUGAUGAGGAUCUGCAGAGAAGACUCUGGACAGAAAGCUGCAAGCUUGUUGGGAUUCCUGAUGCAGUCCUGUAGACAGGUCUCAAAAAAUAGCCAUGGCUUGCUGCAUGAAUGCAACACGUCUCACUGGCCUGUACCAUGCAGCAUCACCCAUAUUUCCGGAAUUCACUGUUCAGUCACACGGGCAAAAUAUGAACUCUGUUUGAGCUACCAGACUGGUGGUGAUGGUGGGCAAGAUAUUUCCAGCCAGAAUUGUGUGUCCGGUGGUUUUGAACUUAA